Messenger RNA from Argiope bruennichi, 2143 nucleotides. RefSeq lists its product as uncharacterized. Bases 247 to 1296 code for a protein of 349 amino acids. The record is from RefSeq and is a predicted model, not a curated record. Lineage: Eukaryota; Metazoa; Arthropoda; Arachnida; Araneae; Araneidae. The transcript is spliced from 3 exons.
UUAAAAACUUUUUAUUCGCCCUUUGUGUAUUUCAUUGGAUGCAGGUUUAAAAUAACCAGUUUGUUAAGUAACUACAAUUAUCAUUUUUUAACAUUACAAUUAUUAGUUAAUGAAGCGGAGCGGUUAUAUGUUAUAUGAUUUAUCAUUACUAUUAAGGUGUCGUGCUGAAUUUUUAAGAGGAAGGUUAAAGCAAAAAGCGAAAGUGAAACUAACAGAAUAAGAAAUUGAAACAACAAUUUGGCAGAAAUGAAAGGGAUUUGGUUGUUAGCGUGGCAUGCUUUCUUAGUAAUAUCCUUUUGCCUGUUGGUGGAAUCUGAAAGCCAAAUUAGACAAUGCGAAACUUUAACCGGAACAACUGAACAAUGGCAAGGAGAUGAGGGUGAUGCGAUCCUGAAAUGCGAUCUGAAAAAAUGGAGAACUCAAAGAAUAGAGACUGUCAACACACUCAAGGACUUGCGGGAUAAACUAGACAUGCUCUGUGUCAGCGCCAACUAUGGAAAAGGCGCUGGAAAUGGAGCACAAAUCAUGGGCACUGUUACUUCGAUUGUUGGAUCAUUUAUGGAAUUAGCAGGAUUGCCUAGUUUCCAAUCUAUCAUGGGGAUUGGUGACGUGAUAUAUCAUUCAGGUUCUUUGGUGGAAGGAAUGUCAAGUAUCACUGAAUAUUUUGGAUCUGCAAAGUUCCUAAAUGAAAUAGAGAAAAUUUUGCAGGAGGACAAAAAAUCCUCCAAUUUUCUAGGGAACAGGCUAGAGGCUUGGCAAUCCUUGGAUGAGAAUAUACACGAAAUACUUGGUUUUGACAUAACGUCCGAAAAAUGGACACAGCUAGGAAGAUUUCUACACGAAUUUGUGAAAAUCCGAUCUGUUACCAGAGACUUCGAAAAAACUGUUGACUACAUGAAAAAUGGUAAAUACUCCACGUAUAUAGAAACCCAGAUGAGGGUUGAUCAGUUAUUGAAGUUAAGCAACUAUUUUGAAAAGAAUCCACAAAUUUCUGCUGAAAUUCGCAUGGGACUGAUUGGUGUCAAUCGGUUUUCAGCACUUUAUAAAUCUUUCAAAAAGUAUACAAGAAAAGAAAUAUCUGAAAAAGUGGCAUCUAUCCCGCAAAAGUACAAAGCACCAACAGCAAACACAGUUGCCGAAUAUACGUUUCUGCGGUCUAUAGAUAUUGCAGUAAAUUUUUUGUCUUUACUAGACGUGGCAAGAGUCAUUAAAGAAGGGAAAUCCAAAUAUUCUGAUUCUUUGAAAAAUAUUAUAGAUAUACUAGAAUUGGAAUUAAAGAGCAUGGAAGUCUUAUAAACUGGAAUGAUUCUACUAAACGUAAAAUUUUGUUUUAUUGAACAAUAUUUAUCACAUUUUAUAAAAGUUAUCCUCUUUCAGAGAGAUGUUUUUCUACUACUAUUUUUCCCAAUCCUCGAAUCCCCCUUUUGUAAUUUUUCUAGGCCACUUUUCAAAAUUUGAACAGUAUGAUAACCCACAACUAAUUUUCCAAAGUUAACACUUCGAGGUCAAUGUUAGUAUAAUUUAUAAAUAUUCGAGGUUUUUCUAAUCUCAAAUCAAAUUUCAUAAGCUAAAUAGUAUUUAUGGAUAUUUUCUAUUUUACCUAUAAGUAUAGAUAUCUUCUAUAAAAGUUAUCCUCUUUCAGAGAGAUGUUUUUGUACUACUAUUCUUCCAGUCCUCGAAUCUUACUUUUGCAAUUUUUCGUGAUCACUUUUCAAAAUUUGAGCAAUAUGAUAAUCCAUAACUAACAUUUCAUAAUCAUACACUUCGAGAUCAAUGUUAGUAUAAUCUAACUGGAAUCAUAUUUUAUAACAGUAUUUGUAGAUAUUUCUAUUUCAUCUGUAUCUAUAAGUACUUCUGAAUAUAUAGGAAAUCUCUAAUCUAUCUAUACUCGGUCUUAUGAAAAUACAUAUAAGUACUUAUAGAUGUUUUAAUAAGCUCUUUUUAAAACUCCAUCAAAAUUUCCUUUGAUUCAGAAAUGCCACUGUAAAAGUGGAAAUAAAGUAAAAUCGUCCUAGUGCCAAAUAUAUAUAGAUAAUCAUAGAUGUACAUAGAUAAUCAGUUUUUCAAUACUUUUAUUUAACUAAAUUACUAAAGUUUUUAAAAAAACAUUAUUUUUUAUUAAAAAUUUUUUAUUGAUGCUUUA